GGAGAUUGGCGCGCGGGCGCGCACGCAGGAGCGUGCUGGGCGGAGUGGGAGGGUCUACGCAGGCGCGCGGGGCAAGGCGAGUGGCAGCUGCUGUGUUUCUUGGAGAACUGUGUGCACCUUGCAGAUUAGGAUGUCCCCUGAAGUUGCUUUGCACAGAAUAUCUCCAGCACUUUCUCCUUUUGUUUCUAAUGUGGUCAGGAAUGGAAAAGUAGGAUUGGAUGCAACUAACUGUUUAAGGAUUACAGAUCUGAAAUCUGGCUGCAUGUCCUUGACUCUUGGGCCCAGCUGUGAUCGCUUUAAGUUGCAUAUUCCAUAUGCUGGAGAAACACUAAAAUGGGAUAUAAUUUUUAAUGCCUACUAUCCAGAACUGCCUCCUGACUUCAUCUUUGGAGAGGAUGCUGAAUUCCUUCCUGAUCCCUCAGCUUUACAUAAUUUGGCCUCAUGGAAUCCCUCGAACCCAGAAUGCCUGCUGCUUGUUGUAAAAGAACUUGUUCAACAAUAUCACCAGUUCCAGUGCAGCAGACUACGUGAGAGCUCUCGCCUCAUGUUUGAAUAUCAAACAUUGCUUGAAGAACCUCAGUAUGGAGAAAACAUGGAAAUUUAUGCUGGCAAAAAGAACAACUGGACUGGUGAAUUGUCAGCUCGUUUCCUUCUGAAAUUGCCGGUGGACUUCAGCAACAUCCCCACUUACCUUCUCAAGGAUGCAAAUGAAGACCCCGGGGAAGAUGUUGCUCUUCUUUCUGUCAGCUUUGAGGAUACAGAAGCUACUCAAGUUUUCCCCAAACUGUAUCUGUCUCCACGAAUCGAACAUGCUCUUGGAGGAUCUUCUGCCCUUCACAUCCCUGCUUUUCCAGGUGGAGGCUGCCUCAUUGAUUACGUACCCCAAGUAUGUCAACUCCUAACCAACAAGGUACAAUAUGUUAUUCAGGGUUACCAUAAGAGAAGAGAGUAUAUUGCAGCGUUUCUUAGUCACUUUGGAACUGGCGUGGUAGAAUACGAUGCUGAGGGUUUCACAAAACUCACCUUGUUACUGAUGUGGAAAGAUUUCUGCUUCCUGGUUCACAUUGACCUCCCACUCUAUUUUCCUCGGGACCAGCCAACAUUAACGUUUCAGUCUGUCUACCACUUCACUAACAGUGGGGAGCUCUAUUCGCAAGCCCAGAAAAACUACCCCUACAGUCCACGUUGGGAUGGCAAUGAGAUGGCCAAAAGAGCAAAGGCUCAUUUCAAAACAUUUGUCCCUCAGUUCCAGGAGGCAGCAUUUGCCAAUGGAAAACUCUAAGAUCAUAAAAGGGGGAGACAACCUCAUCCUGCAAGGAUGCCAACCAGAGUCUUAUGUCAUUGCCUGUCAACAAAUUGCAAGAUGGCUUCCCGCAAGUAGCUUGGACUUCAGUCUCUUGGUGUGUUUUGCCUCUGGGGUGCUGUUGUGAUCACCACAGAUUGAAUUUACUCUUGUCUAUAUGAGGACCUUGGCUGACUAAACAUUUUUUGCUCUAUUUUGCUCAUUUUUCCUACAUGCAAACACAUUUCUUAUUUUAUCUGUGUGAUCAAAAUUAAAAAUAAUUUGCAUA
This is a messenger RNA of Podarcis raffonei (Aeolian wall lizard), 1571 nucleotides long. It is a transcript of the gene BABAM2, whose product is annotated as BRISC and BRCA1 A complex member 2. Gene Ontology annotation, cellular component: BRISC complex; BRCA1-A complex. The coding region runs from base 131 to 1282 and encodes 383 amino acids. NCBI's taxonomy places the organism in Eukaryota, Metazoa, Chordata, Lepidosauria, Squamata, Lacertidae. Gene Ontology annotation, biological process: double-strand break repair. The transcript is spliced from 12 exons. The record is from RefSeq and is a predicted model, not a curated record.